Messenger RNA from Chionomys nivalis (European snow vole), 411 nucleotides. RefSeq names its product anaphase-promoting complex subunit 10-like. The record is from RefSeq and is a predicted model, not a curated record. NCBI's taxonomy places the organism in Eukaryota, Metazoa, Chordata, Mammalia, Rodentia, Cricetidae. Gene Ontology annotation, cellular component: anaphase-promoting complex. Gene Ontology annotation, biological process: anaphase-promoting complex-dependent catabolic process; protein K11-linked ubiquitination.
AUGACCACACUGAAUAAAACACCUCUUGCUGCUGAUCCUAAGCAGUUGGAAAGAAUGGCGAGAGUAAGGGAAAUUGGGUCCCAAGCUGUUUGGUCACUCUCAUUGUGCAAACCAGGGUUUAAAGUGAAUCAAUUACAAAAUGACAAUCUAGAAACUUACUGGCAAUGUGAUGGCUCUCCUCAUUUAGUGAACAUCCAAUAGCAACUUGAAUUGAUGGAACCAAAUGGCUGGAUUCAUGUUCCUUUAACUGAAAAUCAUAAGAAGCCAACUCGCAUGUUCAGGAUACAGAUCACUGUUCUAGUCAAUCACCAAAAUAGAAGAGACACCCACAUGAGACAGAUUAAGAUAUACACACCAGUGGAAGAGAGAUCCACUGAAAAGUUCCCUAGAUGCACAACCACUGAUUUUUGA